This is a messenger RNA of Sycon ciliatum, 678 nucleotides long. Its product is annotated as sushi, von Willebrand factor type A, EGF and pentraxin domain-containing protein 1-like. The record is from RefSeq and is a predicted model, not a curated record. NCBI's taxonomy places the organism in Eukaryota, Metazoa, Porifera, Calcarea, Leucosolenida, Sycettidae. Gene Ontology annotation, molecular function: protein binding. The coding region runs from base 1 to 678 and encodes 225 amino acids. The transcript is spliced from 5 exons.
AUGACCAGCUGUGGCAGCCAGAUUGCGUUUGGCUGCUACCAGCCAUACGUUCUCCAGGGACCUACCACCCGCACCUGCCAGCUGAGUGGCAAGUGGGAUGGUGUACCACCUGUCUGCACAUUGGUCUCGCCUUGCAAGAGUGGCUUCCAGCCAUGUCGUGAUGGUACCUGCCUGGCCUCAUCCAAGUUCUGCAAUGGCGUUUUCUUUGAGUGUCCCGACAAGACAGACGAAUAUCAAUGCGGCACGAUUGGACCCAUUCAACUGCAGUGCCAGUCUGGCUACCUGCCCUGCCUGCGUUCCAGUGGCUGUAUCCUGCCAUCACAGCGAUGCGACGGUGUUUUGUACGACUGUGCUGAUGGCUUUGAUGCACAGUACUGCCCAGGCAAGGUCACACCAGCUCCAGGUCAAACCGACUGCCAGGUCUUGUUACCACCGGCACUGGGCUCAAUGACCGUAAACGGCUUGAUGCUCAGCAACACGACCACGUUUGUGUGCACAUCUCCCUAUGUCCUUAUGGGCUUGGCCGUGCGUACUUGUGAAAUCAACGGCCAGUGGAGCGGUGUGCAGCCAACUUGCGUCCUGACGACUGCUGCUCUGAGUGCGGCCAGUGACGAGCUAGUCAAGGACUUUGUCUCAGAACGCAUGACACAAACGUGUAAGCCUAGUAUUGCUUCAUAA